AUGGAUACUUCGGAAUAUCCAUUGGUGCAAUUAUCACAAACAGGUCAACAAAUAAAUGUUCCUUUGGUUCAAUCGAGAGAAAUUGAAGAUCGACUUGUAACAAGUGCACGACAAACUGAUAAAAUUGAUGCAGAUGAUUUGGUGGCAUUGGCGAAUCAAUUGAAUAAUGCAAGGUUGGUUUGUAUGAAAGUUGUUUUUUUAGUUCUAUAAAAUAUUUUGAUGAAAAAUAACUUGAAAAAAAACUAAUUGCAAUUUCUGACAGUGGAAUAAGCGCACCCCAUUUCAGUAAAAAUUUGAAAGCAAGUUUUUUAUAUACAAAGUUUUUCUCUAUUUUUGAUAACAAAAUAAAAAAAAACAAUAGUCAUUAAUAAUUUUGUUGAUAACUCGUUACUAUAUUUUAUUCACUAAUAAUGCAAAACGAGUAAAUUUACCAAAACGUCUUCAAAAAAAACCUUGAUUUUUCAGAGAUCUUGUGAAAGGUCGUGCAUGUGAUCGUCUUCGACAAAUUGCUCAACAAAUGGAACAACUACAUAUGGUUGGUUGAUUCAAAAUCCGGAAUCUUUAAAAAAUAAGUUAUUUUUAAGGCUGCCAAAUCAGUUUUAGAAGAUGCUCAAAGAGAUGAAGAAUUGCACAAUGUUGCAUGUAAUAUGCAAAAACAACCAGGACGAGUUUAUCAUUUGUAUCAAAAACAGUUUACAAUGGAAAAAUAUUUUUCAAUGUUAGCACCAAAUGAAUGGGGACAACAAGAGAAAAAAGAAGAAUAUUUGGGAAGUUUUCGAUUGGAAUUUGAUAGAAGUUGGACACCAAUUGAAGAAGUUUGUUUGAUUUAUGAUUUCGAAUUUAUAGGUUUAUUGGGGUUUUUAAUUUUAGACUGACAAAAAAGAUGAAGAAAUUGCUCGUCUUCGAAAUCUUCUUCUUCAACAUGGCUCAGGACAAUCACAACUUACUUGGGGUUCAUCUUAA
Messenger RNA from Caenorhabditis angaria, 963 nucleotides. The record is from the annotation of a GenBank genome assembly. NCBI's taxonomy places the organism in Eukaryota, Metazoa, Nematoda, Chromadorea, Rhabditida, Rhabditidae.